UUGGUGGGGCGGAACUGUAGCAACGAAGGCACAAAAACACGUAGGAAUGGUAUGAAGUCUGUAGGGAGUGAGAGCCCUGUACUGCGAUGAAAGCCCAUGUGUACCAGGCAAACAUGGAACGACAGAGGGAGUUGUAUUCUUAAAGAGAGCCCGAAAGGAUAACAGUCGCUCUUGAAGCCUCUUCUUUGAAAGUAGACCCCCAAGAUGCAGUGGCAGAAGACAUGGGAGAUUUGCAAGUUAUCGGCCGUGCUGCAUCUACUUCUAGCCGUCUCGACACCGGUGCAUUCCAUCAAAUGUUACGAAUGCGACCCGGAGGAUGACUACAUUUGCUCACCCACGGAGUUGUUCGGGGAGUCCGUCCAAUGUGCCGAUGAUGUGACCACGUGUCAUAAGGGCUUCACAGUUGAGGCCAACAACGAAAUUACUCGAUCCUGUGGGGAUCCCCGAGAUGAGCCUGACGAGGGAGACGAAUGUCCCAUGGUCCACGAGAUCGAUGGAAAUGAUCGGAAAAUAUCUUGCCAUUGUGGAACGGAUCUUUGCAAUAUGGCUUGCAUUGGUACCGAGAUCCAAUAUUGGCUUUGUCCUGUCGCGCUCAUGCUGUCUCUCCUUCAGCAUGGCACUCAGUAAUAGGCAACUUGAUACCAUACCAAUAUUUAAUGUACUACGGUAGAAAAUAAUGUACUAAUAAAUCACGACUUCCUGACUUUGA
Tigriopus californicus is the source of this 709-nucleotide messenger RNA. RefSeq lists its product as uncharacterized. NCBI's taxonomy places the organism in Eukaryota, Metazoa, Arthropoda, Copepoda, Harpacticoida, Harpacticidae. Gene Ontology annotation, biological process: positive regulation of voltage-gated potassium channel activity; sleep; regulation of synaptic transmission, cholinergic. The record is from RefSeq and is a predicted model, not a curated record. The transcript is spliced from 3 exons. The coding region runs from base 205 to 627 and encodes 140 amino acids.